Molecule: messenger RNA, 1509 nt
Organism: Cladocopium goreaui
Lineage: Eukaryota; Dinophyceae; Suessiales; Symbiodiniaceae
Source: the annotation of a GenBank genome assembly
AUGUUUGGCGCAACCCGUACUGAAUUUUACAAGCGAAGCGAGAGGAUUUGCGUUCUAGAGGUGGAUCUAAAUCGGAUGUCACCAGAUGAUGUCCCAAAGAAUCGAACUUUCCGGAUCCAAGCACAAGCGGACGGUAUCAUUCAUGCAGCUCUAUUUGAUUGGGACAUUUGGGCCGAGCAGAAGGAGGAGGUCUUGAGCACAGCACCUGGUUCACGGAACUUCGCAGGGGAUGUUGCCUGGGGAUGGCUUCUGCAGCUACAGGAACUAUCCGAUGAUGAUUGGCAUUUCCACGAGACGCCAAAACAGCUUCGGGUUCAGGCUGGACAGUGGCUUGAGAUGGCUGUGGAGUUCAUUGCGCAUGGUGUCAGCAUGAGUGUACGACUUCGGCCAUCCAACAGCAACUCCGUUGAUGGAACGGUGGCAACGUUCAGAUCUCCGUCCAGGAUUUUGCAGCCAACGCGAAUUGCAGUGAAAGAAACAAAUGAGUUUUUAUUGCCAGUGGCCGGAGAUAUACACCGCCACGACUUUUAUGCGGCAGCCAUCGAUCAUGCCGUAGAGACGUUGGGAAUGCAUAGCCUCACACUUCUUGAUUGCAGCAGCAAUGCAGGGUUGCCAGGUUUUUAUGCUGCGAGCAAAGGCAUUCGAUCAGUGGUCAUGCCACGCUGGAACCAUGUUGCAGAAGUCUUGCAGCAGAUAGUUCAGGAGCACGGCCUCAACGAUACUACAGAGGUCGUAGCAGGAGAUCCGCGGGAAAUGUUCGACAUCCUUUUGCCACAAGGCAAACGGGUGAACAUUGUGGUGGUGGAUCCUCCAGGUACACCGAUGCAUGGCAUGAGUCCAUUCGCGAUCCUUCCAGCGAUCCGAAAGGAGUUGCUGCAGGAGGAUGGCCUGGUGGUGCCAAGCUUGGCCUGCUUGGAAGUGGCCUUGCUGGAAAGUGAAGAGCUGGCUCACAUGUUCUCCAUCCCCAAGGGGCGCUGGGGCGAGGUGGAUCUCAGGGAGUGGAACCGGGAGGCAAGACGUCAAGGUGUGCUAAGUCGAUUGGUUCCCUACACAAAGUGGUUGGGUUCGCAAUCAUCUUUGCGAUUCAGGUGGUUAUCAUCACCUCAAUGUGUCUACGACAUGGAUCUCAAUGCCUACGCUCGAGCACCUGCCACCAAGGAGGAGACCCUGGAUUUGGAGCUUCCGGUGUUGGAUGGCUUGGUGCAUGCCAUCGUUGCGCGCUGGGCAGUCUUCAGCGGCCAGAACCGCCUCGGAGCUGAAAGUUCGUAUCUCGGGCGGGAUCUGACUUGGCCUCAGUAUGUGCAAGCAGUUGGCAAACCUGGAAUGGACCCAGGCCUCUUGGAACCGCUGCCAGUUCAGAGGGGUUUGGAGAAACUGCAGCUUGUGGUUCGUCAGGGUGCUGCCAAGGUCACUGGCGCAGCUGGCCCUGAGUUCACCCUGCGCCUGCGAGCGGAGCCGGAGCCUCUUUCAGAAGCAGGCCAUCGAACGAGCAGUUCGGCCGAGCUGUGA